AUGUCGGCGUCGGUCUCGCUGCGCAAGAGACGGUCUGUCGCAUCGCGGCCCAUAACAAAUCGACCGCAAACGAUCACAGGACAACAGAACAAAGCACUCAACGAGGAGCAGGAGCGCGAACGACAAGCCAAGGAACUCGAUGCGCGUCGUCGUCGUGCUCGUCGUCGACUGGAUGAGCUCGAACGUAUCAACUACCGCGACGCGCCCACCGCUUCGUCUUCCUCCGCACCGAUUGCAUCCACCUCCUCACUAGAUUCACCAACACCUGUCGCUUCAGACGCUGCAACAACAACAGGAGGAGAAGCAGACACCACCUCAGGCUCAGCAACGUCCGGAGUGAGUCUAGCUCAAAGGAGGAGGAAUCAAGCCGAACUGAAACGGAUUCUCGCCAGCGGCCGAAGAAAUCUUCAUUCCAUGGUUGAAGAGCUGAUCGAUCAGGGCAGAUUGCCGCUGCUAGGCGGUAAGACAGGAGGCAAUUGGAGAAGCGCCAGAUCAGCACCAUCCCAGAAACCAGGCCGGAAGUACUGCAGCAUAUGCGGAUAUCACGGCGAUCUGGCUUGCAUCCGCUGCGGUCAUCGAUACUGCUCAAGACGGUGUCGUGAUGUACACGACGAAACGCGUUGCGAACGACCGCUACGCUGA
Molecule: messenger RNA, 642 nt
Organism: Pseudozyma hubeiensis SY62
Lineage: Eukaryota; Fungi; Basidiomycota; Ustilaginomycetes; Ustilaginales; Ustilaginaceae
Exons: 1
Coding region: 1-642 (213 amino acids)
Biological process (GO): chromatin remodeling
Cellular component (GO): Swr1 complex
Molecular function (GO): nucleosome binding
Source: RefSeq, a predicted model, not a curated record